Lichtheimia ornata is the source of this 858-nucleotide messenger RNA. RefSeq lists its product as uncharacterized. Bases 1 to 858 code for a protein of 285 amino acids. NCBI's taxonomy places the organism in Eukaryota, Fungi, Mucoromycota, Mucoromycetes, Mucorales, Lichtheimiaceae. Gene Ontology annotation, cellular component: nucleus. The record is from RefSeq and is a predicted model, not a curated record. Gene Ontology annotation, biological process: regulation of cell cycle. The transcript is spliced from 6 exons.
AUGACAAAUCAAAAAGGCGUUGACGUUGGCAUUCAAACCGAGACUCAUUGGGAAGAUCCCAAGCAACGCAAGUACAGACGUUUGAAACACAAGGUUCUUGAAUUCAUUGCGAAACACAAGAGUGCACAAUCAUCUGUGGAUAAAGCCAACCGUCGAGUACAAGUACUUCAGCAAGAGAAAAGGCGAUUGAUGCGAGCCAACAAAAAUGGGGGUAUCGGGAAUACCAUUGCAACUGGUGAGACGGGGGAGACGGCCAAAUCUGGCAUUUUAAAAGAAGAUGCUGACAUGAUGGACGAAGACGAUGAGGUGGAUCAGCUGGUAGAUGAGGAUGAAGAAAUGGCAGGUGUAUCACCAACCCCCAAACCCAGACGAGUAACUGGAUCAAGAAGGAAACCUGUGGAGGUGGCUCGAGAUGAAGAUGGAAAGGUAAUUUUGCCUGUUCAAAUUGCAUCUCUCAAGGUGAUCGAGCUUGGCACGGUGAUCCAUGAUAGACCAGGGUUCCAUAGUGAGCGAUACAUUUGGCCAGUGGGAUACACAGUUGAGCGGACAUACAUGAGCAUGGUGGAUGCUGAGAACCAAUCGACAUAUACCUGCAAAGUUGAGGAUGGUGGUGAUGGCCCAACAUUUACUAUCCAGGCAGCUGAUACACCUGAUGAAGAAGUCAUUUCAGCCCGAACACCAACAGGCGCAUGGGCAACAGUCAUCAAACGAGCAAAUGAAGUACGAAAGCGAGAAUCGGCCAAUGCCAUCUCUGGACCAGAAUACUUUGGAUUCUCAAACCCACUCGUAGCUGAAAUGAUUGAAGGACUCCCAAACGCUGAUGAAUGCCAAUACUAUGUUGCACGUAGCAAGCGAUGA